CAAAACAAAUUCAAUAUCUAAAAAUCGACAAAAUAUAAAUCAAUAACUCUAUUGUUAUAAACCAUUUGUUUUGACAAAGAAAAAGAUAAAGAAGAAGAAGAAUUAUAACAAAUAUGAUGACAGAAAUGGCAACAGAAAACGGGUCCAUUCAGACCAUACAACUGAAUCAGUCCAUGGAAUCAGUUAAUAAUGAAGAAGAGGUGAGAACACUAUUUGUCAGCGGUUUGCCGAUGGACGCCAAGCCCAGGGAGUUAUAUCUGCUUUUUAGAGCUUAUAAGGGAUAUGAAGGCUCUCUAUUGAAGGUGACGUCCAAGAAUGGCAAGACAUCAUCGCCCGUUGGAUUCGUUACUUUUUCAACCCGUGCCGGUGCUGAGGCCGCUAAACAAGAUUUACAACAAGGAAUCCGUUUCGAUCCCGAUUUGCCGCAAACCAUACGUCUAGAGUUUGCCAAAAGUAAUACCAAAGUGAGUAAACCUAAGCAACAAUCGUCACCCCCAGCAUUGGCAACACAUCCUGCUCUGGCUAUGCAUCCCUUGACAGGCCUUGAAUUGGGAGCCGCACUGUUCUCGGGAGCGCACGAUGGCUGGGCUCACCAUCCCUUGUCAUUCACCGAAAUGCCCUCUGCUUUCAACUCUCAUAUUAUGCACCCGGCACUUCACGCCCAGUUACCGCCACAGUUGGCAGUACCGCAUCCUAUCAGUCACGCGGCAGCCCUGGCCAGUCAGGCAGCAAUUCAUGCAGCUAUACCACCACAGCAUUUAGUGGCCACUAGUCCUGCUUUAGCCAGUCCUGUUGGUUCGGCGACUUCAAACUGUUCAACCCCUCCAUGUUCUACACUAUUUGUAGCCAAUUUGGGACAAUAUGUCUCAGAACAAGAACUCAAAGACCUAUUUGGGAGUUUCCCAGGAUUUUGUCGCUUACGGAUGCAUAACAAGGGAGGAGCACCUGUUGCCUUCGUUGAGUACACGGACGUGCGCUUAGCGUCACAUGCAAUGAAUGCACUUCAAUCAUAUGUAUUGUUUUCCUCAGACCGCGGAGGGAUGAGGAUUGAAUACGCCAAGAAUAAGAUGGCAGACCAACAACUACUACAACUUAAUUGCACUGUUUCACGUGAAUGAUAUUGAUGAUUUGAAAACAUCUCAUUUAAUCUAAUAACAAUUACUAUAAUAAUCAAUAGUAAUAAUAAUAA
Molecule: messenger RNA, 1189 nt
Organism: Oppia nitens
Lineage: Eukaryota; Metazoa; Arthropoda; Arachnida; Sarcoptiformes; Oppiidae
Product: RNA-binding protein, mRNA-processing factor 2a-like
Exons: 10
Coding region: 114-1118 (334 amino acids)
Molecular function (GO): mRNA binding
Source: RefSeq, a predicted model, not a curated record